Messenger RNA from Arachis ipaensis, 3362 nucleotides. The record is from RefSeq and is a predicted model, not a curated record. Lineage: Eukaryota; Viridiplantae; Streptophyta; Magnoliopsida; Fabales; Fabaceae.
AUUAAUUCCUGUCUCUCUCUGUCUCUGUCUGGCAAAGAAUACUCUUACUCGAUGCACCGUUUAUCAUUCACUGAACUGUGCAUGACAGCAAUCUGACCCGACGGAACUGUCAGCAAUUACCAGUAGUUGGAUUCGUCUACCUGUUCUCAUUAUUCCACACUCACCCAAACCACUUAUGGAGAAAGGGAACCCCAUCUCGAUAUACAGGCACAACGCUGACCACCGGCCUCAGGAGGGGCCGUCAGCUGGAGGCGAAACUCGGUGUUGCCGCUGCUCCAUGCUGCACUUCUGCUUUAAAUAAUCAUAUCUGUCCAGCGUAUGACUUUUCUCUUCUUCCCACAAGUCCAAAUUGCAUUCUCUUUUUUAUUUUCAUUCUAGUUUGAUUAAAUGUUUAAAUUAAUCUCAGUUGUUUUGGCCACAACUACAUGACGCAUGCUCAUCCAGGUAUGAAAUAAUAAGCCAGCAUGCAUGACUUUUCUGUAUUUUAUAUUAGGGUAAUUCUACUAGGCGACACAAGUCAACUAGCAAGUCAAUGACUUGCAUGCUAUGCAUAUUUUUAUUCUGGCAUUCAACAAGAAGAUAACUAAAUCAUAGAGAGGAGGAGGAAUGGGGUCAUGGAUGUUCAAUUUUGAUCUUGUUCUGCUCUUUCUCAUGUCAUUCCAGUUCCAUGUAUCCAUUGAAUCUGAUAGCAUCUUUCCAGGGCAGAGACUUUCAGGAAAUCAAACUCUAGUUUCCUAUGGACAAAUAUUUGAAAUGGGUUUCUUCUCACCAUCAGGUUCAGGUAACAACUCUCGCAAUUAUUACCUAGGGAUAUGGUACAAAGGGUUACCAACGCCAGAAAGAACAGUGGUGUGGGUAGCCAACAGGGAUCAUCCUAUAUCUGAUCCAUACUCUUCAUGGUUAGAACUUGACAAGCAUGGCAAUCUAUCUCUCUAUACUUCCACCGGUCAUGCAGUUUGGUCAGCGAACUCUUCCUUUAGUUUGGAUGAUCCUUUGGAUUCGAAAGCUGCUAAGCUUCGGGAAGAUGGAAACUUUAUUAUAAGCAGAGGUAUUAAAAGGGUUCUGAAAUCUUGGCUAGCUACAAGUAAUCCAUCAACUGGCAACUUCUCUGCCGAGGUAACUACAGUUUCUGUGGAUUUAGCUGAGGUUCAAUUGUUGCAAAAUGAUGGUUUUACUGAGUCUAAAUUCUGCAUAAAUCGGUUUCAUGAAACUAAAGAUUACGUGUAUGAUUUUGAAUUUCACUUUAUAGGAUAUGUGGACAUUUACUCGUAUGUUUUGUUUUCAUAUGGCAACUCAUACAAUCUUGCAAGAUAUGUUUUAGAUGGAUCUGGAAAGCUCAAACUUUUAGGGUGGUCAAACGAAUGGGUUACCAUCAACAUGGACCACAAAAAAUGUGACUUUCACGGUCGUAAUGAGGAUACAAGAGUGAAUGCCAAACAUAGUGGAAGGAAGAAUGCUACUUGGGUGGUUGUGGAGGUGGCGAUUGGGCUUACUAGUGUGAUGGUUGCUAUUGCCAUUUUGCUGAUAAGGCUAUGGAAGAGAGGCACCACCACUUCAUCUAAGGUAAUGGGAGGAGAUACAUUGAAGCAGUACAACUACAGAGAUUUGAGAAAAGCAACUAGAAACUUCACAAUUAAGCUUGGAAACGGUGGUUUCAGCACUGUUUACAAAGGGGAAUUCCCUGAUUCAACUUUCGUAGCUGUCAAGGAACUUCGAGGACACUUUCAAGAAGAAAAACAGCUUCGAGCAGAACUCAAUACGGUAGGGCUGAUCCAGCACAAAAAUCUUGUUCGCUUACUUGGAUUCUGCUUACAAGGUUCCCAGAGAUUCAUAAUUUAUGAUUACAUGCCAAAUGGUUCUCUAGAAUCUCACUUGUUCCAGAGUGAUUCUAAUGUCUUAGAUUGGGGAACUAGAUACAAUAUUGCUCUUGGCACUGCCAAAGGUUUAGCUUACCUACAUGAGCAUUGUAGAGACUGCAUCAUUCAUUGCGACAUCAAGCCGGAGAACAUUUUGUUGGAUGCCGAGUUUAAUCCUCAAGUCGCGGACUUUGGCUUGGCAAAGCUUCUAGGCCGAGACUUUAGUCGAGUUCUUACUACCAUGAGAGGAACAAGAGGCUAUCUUGCAACAGAGUGGUUCUCCGGCGUUCCAAUCACUGCAAAAGUUGAUGUAUAUAGCUAUGGUCAAGUCCUUCUUGAGAUCAUUUCAGGUAGAAGGAACAUGGAUCUAGUAAAUGAUGAUCUAGCUAGUUAUUUCCCGUCAAUUGUUUUCAAUGCAUUGAACAAUGGGGAGGAUGUUCUGCCUUUAGUAGAUUCCAAACUACAAGGCAAAUUCAGCGCAGAAGAGGUAAAUAGAGCAUGCAAGGUUGGUUGUUGGUGCAUUCAAGAUGAUGAGAAUGAUAGACCAACAAUGAAAGAGGUUGUUCAAGCUUUGGAAGGAAAUCUUGAUGUAGGUAUUCCUCCUAUUCCGCAGUUUUUCCUGUCCUUAGCAGAACCUUCUGUCCAAAAAGGUGAUCUGAAGGAAAGCAAGGAUUAUAGUACAUCGAGCACACUACCUUCGAGUUUCAGCUUUCAAGCACCAGUUCACCAAGUUCAGGAUGAACCUUGAUAUCAUAUCAGUGAGUUCGCUGCUACUGCUACUAUUCGUGAAACGGUGAAAGGCAUAACUUUGUUCAGCAGCUAGCUUUACUAAUGGCUAGAAACACUCAUUAAACUUCCAUUUAUUUCCUUCAAGAUCGAAGCAUCCAGAAUGCUGAAAUAAAUUAGUCACGAAGUAUUUCUGGUGCUUCCAUUGAUUUAUGUCAAAAUAUUAUUUUGGUGAAUUGGUGAUAAGAACUCAAUUGAUCUUCUUUACAAUUUAUGUAUGGUAAAAUGGACUUAUCAAAACAAGAAUGGAUUCAAUUACCUAGUGUUUCUACAUAUAAGUAAACAUUAAAAAUCUUUUUUUAAGUAAACUUGAUUUCCACCUACUGGUGAUCAAUUGAUCAUGCUCACAAGAACUUUGAUGCUUGAGUUUUUAAUUCGGAAAAGAAUCUUAUUUGUUGAGAUUUGCCUGUUGCUUUUACAGGCUGAAAGAACCUUAAGUUUUGCAGAGUAAACUAGUAAGAAUUUGUGUGGCAAGAUCAUGAAAGAACGCAAGUGUAGCUACAUGUACCUGUUUUGAGUUGAAUAUUUCUCAUGUUUCCUUCUAUAUGCUAGCAAGAAAUUAAGCUUAGUCAUACUUCAUAGUUUAAAUUUCAUCCACUUUCCUUAUAUCACUAGCAAAGUCAAGUUUAAUUAAAGAAACUGUAAGAAAAUAUAUUGAGAAAGUGUUCAUGAACUUUUACGUGAACAUUUCUUUGUAUAAUAGCUUAGAGUGCAUAGCCU